Patella vulgata (common limpet) is the source of this 3593-nucleotide messenger RNA. RefSeq names its product nonsense-mediated mRNA decay factor SMG9. Bases 87 to 1490 code for a protein of 467 amino acids. Lineage: Eukaryota; Metazoa; Mollusca; Gastropoda; Patellidae. The record is from RefSeq and is a predicted model, not a curated record. The transcript is spliced from 13 exons. Gene Ontology annotation, biological process: nuclear-transcribed mRNA catabolic process, nonsense-mediated decay.
GAAAGUAUUUCCAGAAACAUUAUUUCCUAAUUUACAGAGAAAAUUUUUGAAUAGGAAAGCAAUAGAUAAAUUAUCUGUGUGUGAGUAUGUCCGACCCGUUAGACAGAGAUAGAAGUGGAAGAAGAAGACGCAGACGAGAUAAUAAACCAAUUAGAAAGGAACGUGAUUCUAGAGAACAUGAUCCGUCACCAACAUCCAGUAAACCACCGAUUAUCCUGGGUCUGGCUAAACCAUCACAAGAUCCGGGUGCAUCAAGUAAUAACUCCAGUCCAUCAGCCGGUUCAGGAAUUGCUAGUAAAUUACCAGAUAAACCCAUCGUAGUACUACGCUCUCGAGAUGACAACAGACCAGUGCCAUCUACCAAUCAGUCGUCAAAUACAUUGUCAACAGGGGAGAUAAAUACCCCACCACACAUAACUAGACAACCAUCAGUUGGACACCUAGUAUUUGAAGCGUCAUCACAGAAUCGUCUAGUAGCUCCACCAGAAAUGAAACACAGUAUAAAAUUAGUAGAUGAGACAUUACGCUGGUGUGAUAAUGCUAUGGAGAUGUUGUUGGACCAGACAGAUUAUUUAGUUAUUGGUGCUAUUGGUCUACAAGGUAGUGGAAAGUCCACGAUAUUAUCUUUAUUAGGUGGUAACUCCCCUCAGGAUACAUACAGAAAUUAUAUAUUUCAACCCCAAACUAAAGAAACAAAAGAAGAAGGAAGCCAUCAAACAAAUGGUAUAGAUAUGUUUGUGUCGUCGGAGAGAAUUAUAUUAUUAGAUGCACAGCCUGUAAUGAGUGCAUCAUUACUGGACAAUCUGAUACGACAUGAUAAAAAAUAUCCAACGGAAUAUAGUUCGGCAGAAUAUUGUAUCGAAAUGCAGUCAUUACAGAUAGCAACAUUUCUAUUUACUGUUUGUAAUGUAGUCUUGGUCGUACAAGACUGGUUUACUGAUGUUAAUUUCCUAAGGUUUUUACAGAAUGCGGAGAUGUUGAAACCUCCGACGCCAUCUUCUAGUCAUGAUGGUGGUUCGAGUCAGGAUGAUACACCUGAUUAUUAUCCUAAUGUCGUUUUUGUACAGAAUAAGGGCAGUGUAGAAGAUUUUGGUUUAGAAUCAUAUAAAGCCAUGCAACAGACGUUAUUACGAGUAUUUGAAAAUUCUCGAUUGAAAUCACAAGGUUGUGUAUCACUAGCUACAGGUGGGUUGUUACCUGGAAUCAAUAACAGAACAGUAGAAACUGAUUUUAAUCUGUUUAUUCUACCUACCAUGGAAUAUUAUAAAAAUGAACAAGAUUCGAUUCUAAGUUUCCUUCCAGAAUAUCGAGGCUACCCAAGUUUUAACUCUUUAAUAAAAUGUUUACGGAAUCAGUUAUUUUCUAUACCCAGAACACCACUGACUCAUGCUAAUUUAUCUGAGAAAAACUGGUUUCAUUAUGCUGCACGGACAUGGGAAUCCGUGAGAAAAUCACAAUUAUUGGCUGAUUAUAACCGACUUCUGCCGUGAUGGACAUAAGAUGUACAGGGAUGUAAAGAUAAGGCUCGAUUCAGAGAGGAUACAAAUCCUUUUUGAUGAAAGUAAAUUUCACGGGAGAUGAAGUCUGAAGAUUUGGAUCAUGGUCUUGGAAUAUGGUCAAGAAGAUAAGAAUUGAUGAAAUGGAUAUUGAUGAUAUAAGAAAUUGUGGUGUAUACCGACCUGUGGAGAGCUUUAGAAAUCCGCUUGACUUAAACUCUGUUGACCACUUACAUUAAAGAUACAUUAUGUAAGAUUUAGAUAAAGAGCUAGCCAUUCUUGCUAUAAUAGUUCGAAAAUAGAUAAUGCAAAAUGAAUAUGUUGAAAAUUUCAUUCAAAUUACUCUAUUGCGAGCGAACAUAUUAGCCUUUGAAGGUUUGACAAGACGUGUGUAAUAAUAGUAACCACCGUCUCAUUCUCCAUUUUGAAAUUAAAUUAAAAUAUGACUGAACUGUUCAAAUCUACUUAAUAUCAGAGAUAUUUGAUCGCAACAAGAGUUAUUAUGGUCUCGUCAUGUUAAUUAAUGUCCAAUUAAUAAUUUAUAUUAAUUCAGGCCUAAAGAAAGACCUACAAUAGGUAGAUUUAGCUCUUGCAUACUGUAUUUUUAACUGUACUGCACUUGCAGUAAAUAAGAGUUUGGGUAACCUUAAAGCAGAUUUCUUGCUUCCGUCAGAAUAGAAGUGAAACUGACAAGUUGGAGAACGACCCUGUCAAUAAAUCUACAUACCAUAAAAUAAGAAGUUCGAAGAAUACACCAUUAAAGCAAAAUAAAUAUGGGGAUAUUGAUGACAUGUUAACAAAAUAUGUCAAAGCAAAUGUUGAGCACUUGGCAAAACUGGCAAAAUUAUUUGGGGAGUACCAAGUGAAUUCUAAUUGUUAAGACUUAAUGUAUUGUGCUUAAAUUGGUGCUGGCUAAUAAUUAUGAACCUUGACUGCUAGCUAUUGGUUGAAAAUUCAAGUUAUAUUUUAUUCAACAUUUAGUUUUUAUACGCCCACAUUUUCAUGUGGACGUAUAUUGUCGUCGUCGCCCCUGUCAGUCCGUCCGUCCACAAUUGUUUGUGAACAGUCUACAGGUCCCAAUUUUUAUCCGAUUUCAAUGAAACUUGAAAUAUAGGUUUAUCACCCUAGAUCUCGGUUCCUUUCGAUAUUGGCAACUAUCGGAAUGUAACUUCAUGGAUUAUGGCCCCUGAUUGUACGAAAAAUCACGUUUUUGGCUUGUGAACACUGUAGAGGUCACAAUUUUUAUCCGAUUUUGUUGAAACUUGAAAUGUAAGUUUAUAACCCAAAGAUCUCGGUUCCUUUCGAUAUUCGCGCAUAUCGGACCGUAACUUCCUGAAUUAUGGCCCCUGAUUGUACGUAAACACGUGUUUUUUGGCUUGUGGACCCUAUAGAGGUCAUAAUUUUUAUCCGAUUUAAAAAAACGUAUUAUUAUAUCACCGUUACACCCUAAGGACGGCUGAGUUCAAAUCUCGUGAAAAUCGGCCCAAAACUGACAGACAAAAUGGCCGCCCCUCGUUCUCAAAUUGCAUAAAAAUAUGGUAUAUCAAGGUUGUGGACCCUAUAGAGGUCACAAUUUUUAUCCGAUUUUGUUGAAACUUGAAAUGUAAGUUUAUAACUCAAAGAUCUUGGUUCCUUUCGAUAUUUGCGCAUAUAGAAUUGUAAUUUCCUGAAUUAUGACCCUUGAUUGUAGGAAAAAUCACUUUCGUUUUAGCUUGUUUUCUAUCCAUUUCUCGAAAAUGUGGGUGUAUCCUGCCUGGCAGCCGCUGGUUUGUUGGAAAAAAGGUAGCUAUCUAUUCACCAAGAGGAAAUCACUCUAGAGUCUGUAGAAGCAGCUAUGUGCUCAGGGUGAUCUAGCCUGGAAUCUUAACGUAUUUUUUUUGUUUAUCCCACAUAAAGUUAUCAACGAUUGUUAUCUAUCUAAAUAUUGACAGUAAAGUAAGAAAUUAACGAAUCAAGUUUGGUUCAAUACAUCAUUUAAAUAUUGUAAACAAAGUGUAUGACAGAUGUCCAUGUAUUUGUUGUCAUUAAUGAAAUAAUCAGUGAAUAAUAAAAUGUUGAAUCUAUCCCCCAACCAACCUCCGUUAAUUAAGAUAAUAU